GUUUGCGUGCGCAGUUACCGACUUGCCUCACUUAUUUAAGAAUUUUAAUAAUCUUGUCAUGUUUACACUAUUUACUCUAUAUAUACGAAUAUUUGACAAAUAAACUGUAUUGCGAUUUAAAUGAGGAUUAUUCAUCUCUAGAAAAAGGGUGCUCAUCUGGGAUUAUAUUUCGGAAUCAGAUAGUGUGUAUUCACUAUUGGUAGAUGUCGCACUGAUCUGGACAUUAUAGAGACUCACUGAGAUUAGAACUACAGGAUACAACUUUAGCGUGUAUGGUUAACAGGAUUUGGCUGAAAGAAGCAUGAGGAAGGAUGUUAGAAUUCUGCUUGUUGGCGAAGAUGGUGUAGGGAAGACAUCACUGAUCUUGUCCCUGGUCAGCGAGGAGUUUCCAGAGGAGGUACCUUUUAAGGCAGAGGAGAUAACAAUCCCAGCAGAUGUUACUCCAGAGAAAGUACCAACACACAUUGUUGACUUCUCAACACAAGAGCAAAGCCAUGAGGAGCUGGUUCAUGAGAUCAACAGAUCUGACGUCAUAUGUGUGGUGUAUUCAGUAGAUGUUCCAGAAUCUAUAGAAAGGAUAUCAACAUAUUGGUUGCCAGAGAUACGCAAGACAGUAGGCCUAGAGAACAGAAAGCCAGUUAUUCUAGUAGGAAACAAGUCUGACACAUAUGAUAACAGCUCUAUGGAGGUGAUAUUACCAAUUAUGAAUGCCUGGCAAGAGGUGGAAACUUGUGUUGAGUGCAGUGCCAAAACUCUGAAGAACAUUAGUGAGCUUUUCUACUAUGCGCAGAAAGCUGUCCUCCAUCCAACAGCUCCUCUUUAUAAUUCAGAAGACAAAGAGCUAAAACUCAAUUGUAAAAGAGCACUAACAAGAAUUUUUAAGAUUUGUGAUGGUGAUAAUGAUGGUCUACUGAGUGAUAUAGAAUUGAACCAGUUCCAGCGAAGGUGUUUCAAUGCCCCCCUACAACCCCAGGCCCUGGAUGAUGUGAAGGCCGUAGUAAGGAAAAACACUGCUGAGGGAAUUAGAAAUGAUUCACUUACACUGAAAGGUUUCCUGUUCCUCCACACUUUAUUUAUCCAGAGAGGGCGCCAUGAAACAACAUGGACAGUGCUACGGCGGUUUGGUUAUAGUGAUGACUUGACAUUAUCUAAAGAAUAUCUACACCCUCCACUAAAGGUAGGAACUGGUCGUAGCUGUGAACUGACAGCCCAAGGUGUUCAAUAUCUCACACAACUGUUCCAUAAAUAUGACUUAGAUAACGAUGGUGCCCUCUCACCCACUGAACUCCGAGAUCUAUUCAGUACAGCUACUAUAAUGCCCUGGGGUUCUGACGUCAACAACACUGUACUAACUAAUGCUAAUGGAUGGAUCACUCUAUCUGGUUACCUCGCUCAAUGGGUAUUUAGCACUUAUACACAAGUCCAUAGUACAUUAGAGUAUUUAGCGCAAUUGGGCUAUAUGUAUGAACAUGAAAGUCAGCUAUCAGCCGUACACAUAACCAGGGAUAAAAAAACAGAUUUGGCUAAAAAGCAGACUGCAAGAACGGUGUUCCAAUGUAAUGUGAUUGGAAGCAAAGGGGCCGGAAAGAGUGCAUUUUUACAAGGUUUACUCGGGAGGAAUUUGAAGUAUGUUGCUACACUGAACUCCAGCUCUCUUCCAGCAUAUAGCAUUAAUACAGUACCAGUUUAUGGCCAGGAAAAAUACAUAGUCCUUCAUGAAGUUGAUACCAGUCAAGUAGAACAAAUGUCAUCUGAUGACCUAUGUAAAUGUGAUGUCAUAUGUCUCAUGUAUGACAUCACAAAUAGAACAUCUUUACAAACCAUCAGUAGACUAUACCAAAAACAUUUCGCUGAGUCCAGAGUACCGUGCCUCCUAGUAGCUUCAAAGACUGACCAGCCAUCAGUACCACAGGACAGCGAGUUAACAGCCACCCAAUUUUGUUCACGGAACCACUUACCCCCACUGCAACAAUUCACUUGCGUCGAUAGAAUAAAUAGAGAUAUCUAUAUUAAAUUAGCAACAAUGGCUGCUUAUCCCAACUUGAAGAGGCUGGUACAUAUGCUGAUGAUCAGGAAAACCCCACAAUGGUUUCAAGAUAAAAUCAGUAAACUCAGUAUGGGAGACAGUGAAGGCAAUAUGGUAAAGCUUACUGUUGGCUUAGCCCUAGGAGCCGUACUCGGCUUUCUCGUUUACAAAUAUGUGGCCAACAAGAGGUGAGGCACACAAGGAGGAAGAGCCAAGGCUAGGAUUAUCAAAUUAUAGAUAGCUAUGUAUAAGAAGGAAUGAGUGCUACCCACCCAUGUAUCUAGGACUUCAACAAAGCGUAUCAUGAUACCAGUGGCAACCCAACAAUAUCAAGCAGAAAACCUCAUCUUGAAUUGUGGACAUUUUGAAUCAUAGUCACUAAUAAGGACACAGGACCUGCUUGGCUGUCCAAUCUCGAUUUCAGAUAUACAUGUAUUAUAUUUGAGUGCUACACAUCUGAUCAUCUGGGAUAUUCAGCCAAGCAAACCAUAUUAACUUCCUUAAGAAAAUUGAGCAUCACUGAAUCCUGACAGAAAUUUGAAACGUUUGUACGGUAUUUUGGAGCAUCUAGGGCAUUGAAUUUAAUUAAGAUUUGAUUUUCAUGUACAUGUUUUAUAUCAAUGGAUAUACAAGUGUAAUAGCUCUAACAGCAUGCUUUGAAGUUAACCUUUCAUGCAUGAUCUUUCUCCUGUGCAUUGUUCAAGAUGGGCAUGUAUUGAUGGAGGAAUCUUAUUGGUCCAAUUCAAACAGGAGAAUGUGCAUGUAUUUCUAUAUAUGGCUUGCUUCUGUUAAAGCGAAUACCACAGUAAUGGUGUAAUGUUGGAAUUCUGAGUUGUCAGGUUGAAACAUUGUACUAUGUAAGUUGAACCAUGGGCUUUCAAGAGACUUGAAAGUCCACAGUUGAAGAACACACCCUCUGUAAAUUGACCACCCAACGCAGACCAUAGUGUUGCAUUCAGCCACUUGUCUGUUUCUUUACCCAUAUUAGAAUAUUGAAGUUGUUAAUCUGUUGUUGAAGAAGGGUACACGGGGGUUUGAUGCAAGACUAAGAAUGCUCUUCUUGUCUUUUCCAUAAUCUGAUAUGGAUUUAUUUCUGUUAAUUGAUUUCAUGAUUGAGACUUGUCAAGUGAAAAUAACUCUCCACAUCUCUGUGGUGUACAACUGUAAGUUAUAUCCGUAGUUGUAAAGAGGCUCUUAUGAU
Molecule: messenger RNA, 3227 nt
Organism: Owenia fusiformis
Lineage: Eukaryota; Metazoa; Annelida; Polychaeta; Sabellida; Oweniidae
Source: the annotation of a GenBank genome assembly